ACUACUACUCAAAUGGUGCUGUUUUCCUGCGCGCAGAAAAUAGUUCCAAGAAAUUAUUUGUUUUGUGUGUUCUCUAACUAAUAUUGUUAUUUAACGAGACUGAAAGAAAAAGGUCAUGUUACCGGUUGAAACAAGAAUACGUGUUAUACAAAACUAUUGAGAUGAAUUUUACGAAAUGGACUCGUAUAUUCACACAAAGCGUCUGGGUAUGUUUAUGCAAUCUUAAUAGAUAUGUUUACUGACAAUUUGAACUGAAUGGUGAACAUGGAAACCAGAAACUGCUUACAAAACACGAAACACGACCAACCAGUGGAAGAAAAUAUGGCACCGUCGGAGGAGGUUACCACUGGCAACGCAGACCCGGAAAAUGUCGGAUCUCAGCGAUGUGACGUCGACGAAGACGUCGAUGCGGUAGAAAACCAGGCAGCGCCAACAGCCAAUUUAACGAACUUCAGUAUUAUCGAAAUCCUAAAACCAGAGUUUGGAGCGAAGAAAUUUUCUGUGAGGUUGCCCCCAGCGUUCAGUGACAUCAGUGACCAGGACACGACGUCAACAACAUGUCGAGUGCCGGGACGUCAACAACAACAACGACAUUGUAACUCCUCUGAAAGUGAUUCCGACGAAAAGGUGUUCACGGAAAAAGAUAAACAAAGGAUUGUCUGGCCGGCUUGGGUUUACUGUACGAGAUAUUCCGACAGGCCGUCAUCAGGUCCUCGAAACCGAAAGAUUCGAAGAAAGGACAAGACGAUUGAGGAAAAACGCCCUCGCACGGCGUUUUCGACAGACCAGCUGGAACGACUGAAGAAGGAAUUUGACGAUUGCCGCUACCUGACCGAACAGAGACGGAGAGAGCUGUCCGUCAGACUCCACCUGUCGGAGUCUCAAAUCAAAAUAUGGUUUCAGAACAAACGGGCCAAGAUCAAGAAGACCUCCGGACAUAAAAAUCCGCUCGCUUUGCACCUAAUGUCACAAGGACUAUAUAACCACCGCACCGUUAACGACUGUCACAAAUCGUAGGCGUCUGACCUACGUUCAGCAAGACGUUUGUUUUUUUGUUAUGUUUUUUUUUUUUGCUAAACGUUUGAAAACUGUUUUGAUUGGUUCCCGAAGUGGCCAUUCGGUUUAAUGUGUAGCGAGAAAACCAGUCUAGCUAGCGUUAGCGAUAAACUAUUGGUUGGACUUGCCCCAGCCCAGUCUUCAGCGACAGCGAACGAUGCUAACGUUCAAUGACGAUUUGAUUGGUCCCCGAUGUGGUAAUUUGGUAUGACGUGAAGCGCAUUAACCAGUUUCGCGAACGUUUGUUUGUUGGGUGUUUUUUUUUUUUUUUUAUCGAUCUGGCUAAACUCAGCCCUGGUGGCUGGUAGUCUCGGUUAAUCGAAACUCUUGCCAAAACACAAACCUGUCUAUACUUAACGGUCUCUAUCCACUGAAAUCCCAAAUAAAGGUGAGGUGAACAGUGGCGUAGCGAGGGCACGGGGUCCAUGCCCCCCCCCCCCCCCCAUCAAACCUUUUUGUUUUGUUUUUACUGUGUUAACUUUUAUAAAAUCAUAGAUACAUA
Messenger RNA from Gigantopelta aegis, 1558 nucleotides. Its product is annotated as homeobox protein engrailed-1a-like. NCBI's taxonomy places the organism in Eukaryota, Metazoa, Mollusca, Gastropoda, Neomphalida, Peltospiridae. The coding region runs from base 256 to 1017 and encodes 253 amino acids. Gene Ontology annotation, molecular function: RNA polymerase II cis-regulatory region sequence-specific DNA binding; DNA-binding transcription factor activity, RNA polymerase II-specific. Gene Ontology annotation, biological process: neuron differentiation; multicellular organism development; regulation of transcription by RNA polymerase II. Gene Ontology annotation, cellular component: nucleus. The transcript is spliced from 2 exons. The record is from RefSeq and is a predicted model, not a curated record.